UUUAAAUACUUUUAAUCAAACAAUAAAUAGAACAGUACUAUAUCAGAUUUUAUCUGUUACUUAUAAAUAACAGCUCAUAAUUUAUCUCAUCCUAUCUUCGUGGCGACAAAAACACAACAGCAAUAGGUACCUACGUAGGUACCUGGAAAAGCCACCUACGAAACUGCAAAUAAAAGCAAAAUCAAAAUAAGCGUCAGGACGGGUAGGCAGUAAAUGAGGAAUAUUUAUAAAAAGCAGGCUUUUAAAAGUUGCAGAUAAAAAACUGAGCCUCGGAUAUUAACCCCAAGGAUGUCUGCGCAAGGCCUAACCUCUGAAGCUCAAUUGCGAUACCUUUUACAAUGGUUUGGAGAGUUUAGUGAACUACAGCGUGAAGAUUUUUUGCCGGUACUUGCUGCAUCACGAUGUGAUAAGCCUGAACAAUUGGCUGCUACCAUGGCAAAUAUGACUUGUCAAGAUAAACCGGUCAGCCUAUUUCAGUGUCGAAUCAAACUAUUCAAUGAAUGGUUUCCAACUUGGUCUCGGGAAGAGCAAGACAGAUUUGUCACUAAAAUAUCUGAAAUAGACUCCGAAUUUGGUGAGAAACUUCACGAAAUAAUCACUGAUGGGCCUAAAGUUAAUGGAACUGAUGAACCUUGGAUCAAUGAGCAGAAUGUAGAAGCCGAACGCGAGGAUCAGGUACCAGAAAACAUUCCUGUUGAAAUUGUAGCUGCUUCAUAAUUUAUAUUUUAUUUAUAUUGACACGCUAAGUAUUAUAUUGUCUCAAAUCAUAAUUGUGAAUCUCUUAAAAUAGUUUUUUUAAAUGAGCAUUUUUGUGUUAUAAAAUUUCCUGUAUAGGACAUUACCAUAACAAGUAUUAACAAUUGUGCCCCAAAUUUUAAAAAGACUUAUUCCAGUUUAUAAACUAAAGCUGUAUCAUUCCAUUUAUGCAUAUUUUGUGAUUUUAAUAAUGCGGAUGUUAGUUGUUUUUAUACAUAUUUAUAAGAAUACUGAUUACAAUUUGGUAAUCUUUUAAUAAAAUAAUAAUAGGAAAACAAGAAAAUAUUACAUAAAAGCACUCCAAUGAGUACAAAUGUUACAGUAUUUUUUUAUUAUAUUAUUUAUUGUUUUUAAUAAUAAAAAUAUUUUUUUUCUAAUGCACACAAUGGUUAUCGUUCCAGAACUUAAAUUAUCUGUAAUAUGAACAGGUUAAAGUAGAAAUGAACCAUGAAUGUUAUUUUAACCGUACCUAAUAAUAUUUUUUUAACAUACAAUCAGUUUCACAUAUUUAGCAGCUGUUUUAAAAUAAGCACAAAAUUGUAUUGAUUAUGUUCUUAUUAAUAUUUUAUCGUGAGUUAUAAAAUAUUUAAGUCAGAUCUUAGUAAUUAGCGUUGAGAAUGUAGUAUUUUAUAAAAUAACAAAGCUGUAAAUGUACAUUGUGUAGCAAUGUAUGCUUGACAAUCAAAUUUUCUUUACUAAUGAUGAUCCAAGCUUCCCUAGUGCUAGUGGCUAGUGGACAAGACUCCACAGUAAAUGCGUUAACUCAACACACAAUAAUAUUAACGAAUGUCUGCCAGGGAAAAGGAAAAUAAACACUAUUUUGUAAAAAUGGAAUCUGCAAACUUAGUGU
Molecule: messenger RNA, 1606 nt
Organism: Bombyx mandarina (wild silkworm)
Lineage: Eukaryota; Metazoa; Arthropoda; Insecta; Lepidoptera; Bombycidae
Source: RefSeq, a predicted model, not a curated record